This is a messenger RNA of Crotalus tigris (Tiger rattlesnake), 4557 nucleotides long. RefSeq names its product ATPase family AAA domain-containing protein 1-A-like. Gene Ontology annotation, molecular function: ATP binding; ATP hydrolysis activity. The coding region runs from base 125 to 1327 and encodes 400 amino acids. NCBI's taxonomy places the organism in Eukaryota, Metazoa, Chordata, Lepidosauria, Squamata, Viperidae. The transcript has 10 exons. Gene Ontology annotation, cellular component: mitochondrial outer membrane. The record is from RefSeq and is a predicted model, not a curated record.
CCUUUGAUUCCAAGCCCCAUCAUCAUGCGCAGAAGUCAGGAGCAGUGAAGUAGGAAGGAUUUUGCCACGGCUCUUGUUUCUACGCGAGGAGUUCAGCCGACUGGAGAGGCGGCGAGAGCGACGGAUGGGUUCCAGUUUGGGAGCUAGAAACACUUUGGAGAUAUUGCUGGGGGAACUGUCCAAGGACUUCUUGACUCAUCCCCUAACACGUAAUGAAGUAUGUCUUGUUCUUCUCCGCGUGGCUGUUUUUGGAGCUACCACCUACUUCAGUAUCAAGUGGGUCUCAGAUGCCUUAGACCCUGCCCAGAAGCAAAGAAUCCAGUUGAAGAAAAGAGCAGAAGACCUGAUGAAGCAGAUUGGAAUAGAAAAGGUGAAGCUGUCGGAGUAUGAGAUGAACAUUGUAGCUCAUUUGGUGGUUCCCAGGGACAUAAAGCCCUCCACAAACUUGUCCAAUUUGCAGGUCACUUGGAACGAUGUCGCAGGCCUAGAUGAGCUGGUCAGUGAACUUCGAGACAGCGUAAUCCUACCAUUACAACAGACACGCUUGUUUGAACACUCCAAGCUAUGCCAGCCUCCAAAAGGUGUCUUACUGUAUGGACCUCCAGGAUGUGGCAAGACUCUUCUUGCCAAAGCAAUGGCCCAGGCAUCCAGCUGCAGGUUCAUCAACCUUCAAGCAUCCACCUUGAUGGACAAAUGGUACGGGGAGUCACAAAAACUCACCGCUGCUGUUUUUUCUCUGGCAAUCAAAAUCCAACCUUGCAUCAUUUUCAUUGAUGAAAUAGAUGCCUUCCUGAGGAACUGCUCCACAACUGAUCAUGAAGCCACAGCUAUGAUGAAAGCAGAAUUCAUGAGCCUUUGGGACGGGCUGCAGACAGCGUCUGACUGCCAGGUAAUGGUGCUGGGAGCCACCAAUAGGCCUCAAGAUGUGGACCCGGCCAUCCUGAGGAGAAUGCCAACAACUUUUCAUAUUGCACUACCUACCCAAAGGCAAAGACAAGACAUCCUGAAGCUAAUUCUUGCUGGAGAAAAUACGAGCAAUGCCGUGAGCCUGAAAGAGCUGGCAGAGAGAACACGUGGUUACUCGGGCAGCGAUCUAUGGGAACUGUGCCGGGAUGCCGCCACGUAUCGGGUGCGCGAUUACGUUCGAAAACAACAAAUGAGGCAGGUGGCCCGCUUGCUGCACCGCAGAGGAAGUGAGGAGAAAACGGACUUGGAGGAAAAUUCCUUCAGGCCACUUACUCAGCUUGACCUGCUGCUCGCCCUGGAGAAGAUGAAGGAGUCCAGAGGAGCCACUUCAGCCACGCUGACAGAACCAGCUUUGAACUGAUUGGAUGAGAUUCCUAACCUGGAGAGCCAGGAUUAACCUGACUGCAAUUGCUCUACUGCAGGGAUGGCCAACCUUGGCCAUUCCAAGACCUGUGGACUUCAACUCCCAGAAUCCCCCAGCCAGCCAGUCCACAGGUCUUAAGAGUGGCCAAAGUUGGACGCCCCUGCUCUGUUGUAACGUUAGAGCAGGGGUCUUCAAACCUGGCCCUUUUAUGACUUGUGGACUUCAACUCCCAGAAUUCCUCAGCCAGGCCCGCUGGGCAAAAAAGGAAGAGAAAAAUAUUGUAUCCAUGUUAAUUAUAAUUUGGGAUAGAAAUGUUACGAACACCAUUUUUUUCACUUCUUAAUUUGUAGCUGGGUGUAACGUUGAAAAAGGACUCCUACAACUCACCACAAAAUAAUCAGGUUUCAAUGCUAAGCUGAUUACUUAUUAAAGUUUUGCUUGCCUGUGACUUUGCGUGUACUCGCGUACGCUUAUGAGGUUAAUGAUUUCAAAUUAGUCUUGAGUUUUUGUUUCUUCUAGAAUGCCUCUUAACUUUUGGAGGGUCCACUCAGCCUCAGCUAAAUGUUCCAAUCACUGCUUCUGCUUUUUUCAACCAGAAACAGAAUUUAACACAGCCCAAGUUUUGUUUUUUUUUUAAAUUUGGAGAGUACGUCUCACAACACAGUAUUUGAAGAUUUUUCCACUUCAAAAUGCAGGAAAUCAUGUGAAUCUCUUUCUUAAAGGGUGGUCAGAGAAGGCUCUGGGGAGCCCAGAAAAGAGGUUAAGUAACUUACUUGUUCUCAAGGAGAAGAAAAUUGAGAAGUUGCUGAUACAAGGAUGAGGAUACUUGACUUCCUCAUAAGCCUUUUUUCUUCUGUCCCUAAGUACUGGGUUUGACCCUCAUUGGUUGUCGUUUCCUGCCAUCUCCUGGUCAGAAGUUGUAAGUACAGUCUGGCCUGAACAUUUGGAGAAAGAAUUCCUUACCGCACUUGUUGCCCUUUUGCCUGAAAUUCAGCCUGCUCUGCAGGUGGAAAGCUGCCAAACACCAGGUUUCUGCAGAAUAUACUGGGCCAAUGUGCUUGCAACUCUUACAUUUGGGUUUCAAGCUGAGAAGACUCAGUUCCUUUGGGGGCUUGAGCCAAACCCUGCUAAAACCACUAAAGAUAGAGCCAGGAACUAAAUACACCAUCGUAGAAGCAAUGCUAAAUCCUAAAUUCCACUUAAGAAAGCGGCUGGGGAACUGUGGUUAUAACAUGCUGCAAGAUAGAACUUGGUCCAGAAAAAGGAGCUUUUCAAAAUGCCUCCCUGAAUAUUUAUGAAACUUACAUGGUCUCACCCAACUUGAACAAUGCAACUCUGGUAGCUAAAUUAAUUUUUAAAAAAAAAAUAUUGAAGAAACGAUCAACUUCAGUUAAAAUCCCAACAAUAGCAAUGAAUAGGCAAUUGGGAACCCAAGCGUGCUUCGUAGCCUUGAUGUGGGAACCCCAAUAAUCACAAUUCCAAUACCCGUGUAUUUGAGGGAACCUGUCUUGAUCCUAAGUCUUCUGGUUCAAAAGGGUAAUUUCUUAACUUGUAUACUAUCAGAUGCAGACCCAAACAAAAACUACGAUUGUUAGCUAAAAGUAUGAUGGGAUAUGCACCCGUCCACAUAAAACAACUUGAGCUGUUUCGAUUCCUCCAGGAAAAGAUGCAUUACGACAUCACAAGAAAGGUGGGUAGGGCUGUCAGGAUUCUAGAAUGAAGAGGUUGGAGUCUAUGAAGGAGCCCCAAGUAGUUGUAUCCAAGACAACACUGGAAAAGACCAAGUAACUGCUGACGGGUUUGUGUCCUAAAACUUGAUUGCCAGUUAUUUUUGAGACCCGUCCAUCAACAGCGCAUGGAAAUAGACUCAGCAAGCAGCCAUUAUCUUGUUGGAGCCUGAAAUAUUUCAUCUUCUUAGGGCCAGGUAUACUGAGUGACGGAGGGAAAUUAAGAUUUCCAACCAACCAACCAAACUUGAUUUCAGAAGAGCCAAACUGGCCUGUCUGACAAAGGUGACCUGGAGUUUUUCCAAAGCAGCUACAAGGUAUCUCUAAAGGCAACACUCCCCAAAUGACUUCUUGGCAAGGGUGUAUCAACAAUUUCAUGAGAGACGGCUUGUGCUGCGAUGCCGCAGUUAUCUCCAUAGCCCAACAGCAGGUCUUGCGUGCCCAUCAAGGUGGCAUCUUGUCCAGAAUGACCAAACCAGAAAUCCAAGCUCUCCUUGGCACGAACAGAAACGUACUCCUCACUCAGGGUUUGACGCUGGGUGGCCACAAAUGUCUGGUCAUACGAGACAAUCUGUACACUGAUGCCCAACAACACACGAUGGAUCUCCGAACCAAGGUGUAUCAUGGGGACAAGAAGGAUAGCUGCACCCAUGCCAUCGCUGUGGUCCUGGUUAACCCGAUUUGCCUAAUCCUGAUUGGUAUGCAAGGGAUUCAGGGAGGGACGCUGAAUCUGAAAGCUUUCCAGACAGCAAAGUACAUUAAAGAGCAUUUACGCCAAUAAUUACGCAACAAGCGUCUACCGUCGUACCAGCUAUGGGCCCCCUUUUUACCAGUCCAGCUUGCAAAGGAUGACAUUUUUCUUUCCAUCCCAUGGAAGAACACGCAGGAGAGGAGGAUCCUGGUAACUUCUAAGGAAGUCCACGUCCAGUGGGACUGAUGUUUCAGACCUGAUGAUCUUUAAACUUCCAUCUUUGAAUGAGCCCUUCAGAAUCAACUUCCAUCUACAGCUCCUGGAGGCAGGAGCAGCUUCCUGGAGGUCCUACUAAUGACCGAGUCUUUCCAAGAAUGUCUUGAAUCUGUUCACUUUUCAUCCUCAGCAAUUCUGUUUCCUAGAGACCACCCUGGAUUUACCCCACAGAUCUUCUGCUCCUACCCAUAGACAGUACGCCUGACUGCUUCGAUUUCUAUUUCUGAUGCUGCCAGCUGUUUGAUUAGUAGGCUUUCUUAAAACGUUUAUAAAGAGAUUUCCCAAAAAAAAAAAAAAAAAAUUAGUUAUUUUGCAGCCUAUAAGCUUGCUUUGCCAUUUGUUUUCUUCUAUCUCGCUUGGUAAUUUCCUUGCUUCUACUCUGGAUAUCCACUAGGGCUUAUUGUUGGUGGGCAGUUUAAAAUGCAACAAAUAAAUGGGACUUUGCAAAGGGAAAUGAUUUAAUUCUACAUCUAUGCUGGUAAGAAGGAUGUUUCUUUCUUGGCUUACAAUAAAGAGCAGACCCUGAACACUGC